AGUCCAGUCCAAGGCUGGACGCAGAUGAGGUUCGGACCCUUGUGGGUUAAGUGCAGUCUUCGCACAAGGCCAGCAUUGCAUAAGUGUGGGGUUCCCUGCAAGUAUGAAGGAAACUCAAGUGUGGAAAUCGAGGAAUCGGAAAAAACACCGCUCAAUCAGAUCUGAGGACAUUCCUUGCAUGGUGCAACUGUGACUCAGAGAGCGUGUCCCUGAAAUCGCUUCCUGAAAGCCCAGGAGGCCACGUAGACCCCGGGCCGGCCCAGAACCGGCCUCUGCCUGGGUGAAAGCUCCAGGCGACUACAGUGCUCCGCUGCCUCCAGGCAGGGGAAGCCUCCAGGAUUGCAGCCAUGCCCCACACCUCUGUCCUGGCUGGCCGGCUGCUUGCUCUCUGCUCUCCCUCUGGACUUUGAGCUCCUUGUCACCUGUGUCCCCAGAUGCCAGCACAGCCCAGGGGCCCUUGCAGUUCCUGCUGUCUGAAGCAGCUCAACAAGUCUCCCUGGAAUCAGUCUGCUCCCUGGGGCACCUGGCCUCUACUUUUGGCCUAGGGGCUGCCCGGGAGGCCAGGGCUCCCCCUCCGUGUUCCCUUCCUUCCCCUUGGCCUGGUGUCUGCCCUUGUCCCAAGGCUCCUGGUUGGCCCUGGCUGGGCCCUCCGAGCUUCCACGCCCGCAUCCGCAGUGUCUGGAGCCAGGCCUCUCUGGGCGCGGACGCUCAGCCGCUACCCAGCCACCUGGUGUCUGGGCCACCCCGUGGCUCAGCGGUGCUCUUGGUGGCUGAGCCAGGAGAGCCCCAUGUGGCGGAGGUGGCAGGUGGGGGGCAGCCUCAGAGGGCAGGAGCAAGGACAGCAGCCCACACACUGUGGUGGGGACCACGCUGCCUUGGCCUCUCUUGGUCAGACCCUUGCUUGGUCUGCACCGGGCCUCAUGUGUGGCAGAGGCUGAGACCUGGACAGGGGCACCUGUGCUGCUUCGGGGUGGGGACCCCAGACUGUGGCGGACGGGGAGAGUGGUGGCCAGAAGGAGGCGGAGCCCAGUGACCCGGGUGGCCUGGAGGCAGAGGUGGCUGGGUAGCUUCCUCCAGGUGCGGGGCUGCAGCUGGCCACCUGGCACAGGGAGCCCUGAGUGUGCCCGGCGAGGGCUGGGACAGGAGACGUCUGAGAAGCAAGGAGAGGCCCGUUCUCCAUGUUCUGCUCACGGCCUGCAGGGGUGGCCUGCACUGUUCCCCUGGUCCCCUCUGUCCCUCUCUCCUCUGAUGAAAACCGCCCUGGACCCUCUGCCCUGGGUACACAACUGUGGCUCCCAGUGGGCACUCCUGACUGGCGCUUCUCUCCAGCCCUCCAGCCCUUCCCUCUCACGGGGGCGGGGGCAGGGACAGCGGUCCUGGCCACACCAGCGCCCUGGCUGGAAGCUCCGGCCUGCAGCGCCCGGCCCCAGCCCUGCCGUCCUCUGCCACCAUGCCCUGGGGGCUGUCGCGCUGCCCCCGAGGGGAGCCCUGUCCGCCUGGCCUUGGCAGUGCCUCACGUCCCCACCCAGACUCCGCAAAGUGAGACCCAGGUGUGUUUGCCUUGGACUCAGCCCCGGCCCGGCACUGCCUGCCUUUCCUGUCAUUGCGGCCUGCGCCACCGGCCCUCAGCCCACAGUUGCUUCCCUGUGCCCCUCCUCAGGGAGCCCUGCGCUCCCACCAGGGAGGUGCAGGAAGGAAGAGAGUCCCUGGUCGCGUUUCCCUCAGGAGGAACCUGGGGUGGUCACGGGCCAGAGGAGGAAGCCAGGGGCACUGGGGCAACCGGGUCAGAUGGGCGGAAGCACCGCGUGAUUCCUGCAGUCACUCCAGGGCAGCUUCAUGCCAGGGCCUGGGCCGGAGGAAGACUGAGGACCCGAGAGGGCGGCGCAGCAGCCGGGGCCCCACAGGAAGGGGUGCAGAGCCUUGGAGAAGGACCCCCACCAGCCUGCUGUCCUCAGGGUCCUCUGCUGCCAGCCCUGGGCACUGGGAGGGCGUGUCUGGUUUCCCGGGCUGAGUGGAGGCGGUGAAGGCUGCAGAGGCCGGAAGAGGAGAAGAGGGAGGCGAGAAAGAAACCCCAAAGCUAGAAAGAGCAGGCAGGGCGGCCCAGUGCCACACAAAGCGCUGCGGGCUGGUAAUGACGCCCUGGCCCUCCAUAAUGGUGCCGAGGGCACCGCUGCCCGGUGAUGUCACCACACGAGUGCGUGCCCGUGGAGACGCUGGCGUCAAGCCUGCCGCAGCCACCAUCACCCCCAGGCUCAGCACGCGAGACUCGGGCAUAAUAAAGGGCUUCGGCAGCUGGCGUGCGGAGGAGCCCCGCCCUCGCCGAGGUCUGAGGGCAGACGCGGCUUAGGAAGACUCGUCUCCUGCAAACAGCUCUGUGUUCUGCCACAGGCAACGCCACGUCUCGGGUCUCGGCGCCACUCCCCUGGGGAGCGUGGAUGGCCGCGGCGGGGGACUGACACCCCCCGGGCUGGUGUGGGGCACUUGUCAACGUCAGCACCAGGGCGAGCGGUGAAGGAUUCCAUUCCCAGGGCACGCAUGCUGGGGUGUGUGCAAGGAGAGAUAGAAAAAUUACAUAGAGAGUUUAAAUCUUUGAAAGUUUGUUAUAGUAAAAGAUGCAUUGCCCAAGAUGAUAGGAUUGGUGUGUUCCAAGGGAUUUACAGGAUCGAUGAUUGUGUUUUUUCCUGUGAUACUUUUUUUUUUUUUUGCCUUUUUUUGAAAUAGGGUCUCACUAUGGAGUUCA
Chinchilla lanigera (long-tailed chinchilla) is the source of this 2740-nucleotide messenger RNA. Its product is annotated as translation initiation factor IF-2-like. Lineage: Eukaryota; Metazoa; Chordata; Mammalia; Rodentia; Chinchillidae. The transcript is spliced from 2 exons. Bases 1179 to 2024 code for a protein of 281 amino acids. The record is from RefSeq and is a predicted model, not a curated record.